UAUUAUGUUAUGUGAUUUUUUUGCAGUGUAUUUUUUUGUUAUUAUAAUUCAUAACUAACAAUAUAAACAAUACAAAAAAUUAUCCAAACAAAAAAAAAAAUUAUGUAACAACUCAAAUGGAGCUUAAAAAAAAUUAUUAAUUUAAUAUUUUUCUAAUAGAGACACCCCUCUCUAUUUUUUUGUCAACGUCAACAAAUCAACAGACAUUUUGAAAAUUAAAAAACAAAUAAAACAGAUUUAAAUAAUAAAAUAAAUGUAUAAAUAAUAAUGCCAGCUGCAAAAAGAAAUUCUGGUAAAAAUGGAUCUGGAAGAGCACAACAAAAUAACACAUCACAACAAAGUAAUCAUUCAACUAAUUUAAAUGAUGAUAAAAAAAAUAUUGAUACAAUUAAUGGAAGAUUAUUAGCUCCAAAACAUGUACCAGUACCACAAAUUCCAGUUGAUGGUCUGCUUAAAUUUGAAACAAUAUCAUUAAUUGCAUCAAUAAUUGCUGCAUCAACACAAUUUUUAAAUCUUUAUAGAACAGUUUGGUGGCUUCCAAAUUCAUACAAUAACUAUGCUAUGAAUUUUUAUCUUAUUGAUAGAUAUCUUGUUGUAUUUAUUAUAACAAUAAUAACAUGGAGAUUUAUUUAUACAUUAUUUUGUAAAUUUAUUGAAAUUAUAAGUCAUCCAAAAUGGCUAUCAAAUAUUCAAAAAGUUAUCAGAAUAAUCUUGCUUUUGAUAGUCAUUUCAAUAAUUUCAUAUUGUAUUUUUCACAUGAUUCAAGAUCAUGGUGUCAUGAGAAUAAUUUAUUUGUCAUAUCCAUGUUUAUCAGUUUACAUGAUAUUAUAUGGUUCAUCAUUAGCACCAUUUUUGGAUCCAUCAAUAGUACCAGUAUAUAUAAAAGAAGAUAAAAAAACAAAGUACAUACUUGAUAAACCAUUUCACAAUUGUCUACAAAAUCCAAUUGCAAUUAGAAAUGAAGUUACUAAUUUAACUAAUGAUUUUAAUAUUAGAUUAAAAAAUUUAUUAUAUUCAUCAGCUAGAUGUGCUUAUAUUUGUUGUAUAACACCAAUAAUAUUUGCACCAAAACAAUUGUAUUUUAAUAUACCAUGGGUUAUACAGCAUAUAUUAUUAUUUUGGCUUGGUAGACUUUGUGCAUAUUUUACACAAAUAUAUCCAGUAAAAUACUGUGAUGUUUUACAUCGUGCAUCAUUACAUCUUGGUAAAUGGAUAAAAGUUGAUAACAACAAAUCCAAUAAAAACCUUGACGAACAAGUACCAAGUUGGAAUGAAACAUCAAUAUGGCCACAUGGUUCACUAGUCUCAUAUAAAAAUAAUUUAUAUCGUUCAGAGGGUCUUUGUACUACAGCUGUACCUAAUAAUACUAGUCAAAAAAGAUUCCACGCGUUGUUCAACAAUCCAGCAAUUAUCAUGCUCACAUUUUUAAGCAUACAAUUUAUAAUAAUGAUUUAUGAAUUUUUAACAUUGUUUAGACAAAUAUCAUUGUAUCAAACAAUAUCAAUAACAAUGUUAUUUCUCAUUAAUUUAAAUUCACUCUAUAAGCUACUACGUGAUUAUAUAAUUUGUUAUAAAAUUUAUGGAGCUGAAAAAAUUGUACAAGAACGAGCUCAAGCAGCCAUAAAUACAUCUCAAUAAUUUAUCCUUUUCUUUGUCAAUAAUAACUAAGUCAAUUUUUUAUUUUUAUUUUUAUUUUUUUAAUAGAAAAAUAGUACAAAAGAAAAAUAAAAUUUAUUAUAUUAUUUGGAGCAAUUUUUACUUAAACGUUAUAUUAAUUAAUUAAUUGUAAAUAUAUUUUUUAGUAUGUAAAUUAAUUGAUUAAUACAUUUUUUGUUUUUUAAAACUUUCAUAAAACUGUUUAGUAUUUUUUUUUUUUUUUA
Aphidius gifuensis is the source of this 1880-nucleotide messenger RNA. RefSeq names its product transmembrane protein 39A-B. Lineage: Eukaryota; Metazoa; Arthropoda; Insecta; Hymenoptera; Braconidae. Gene Ontology annotation, cellular component: membrane. The record is from RefSeq and is a predicted model, not a curated record. The transcript is spliced from 5 exons. The coding region runs from base 268 to 1638 and encodes 456 amino acids.